AUGCAUUACAGUAAGUCUCCGCCAUACUCAUUGAGGCAGAAGAGGAGUGCGGGCAUUGACUUCUGCGCCAAUAGUUCGUUUUCUGAAGACUCCGAAAGUCUACGUCGACCGCGCUACCGUCACGCUCAAAGCCGUCCUCACUAUUACGACCGAUCUUGGCGAGACAUUCUAUCCCAGCGACCUCGAUUUGGUGGUGUCUCUUUGUGCUCCAGAGGAAGAUGGCGAGAUAUAUCUGCGCAAGAAAGUAGCAUGGCAAGGCGGAUCACGCUCGGUAAAUGUGUCUCUCGAUCUGUCCCGUCAAGAUGUGGACUGGCCGGCAUGUGUACAUGUUUCGGUUAA
This is a messenger RNA of Cercospora beticola, 339 nucleotides long. Lineage: Eukaryota; Fungi; Ascomycota; Dothideomycetes; Mycosphaerellales; Mycosphaerellaceae. The record is from RefSeq and is a predicted model, not a curated record.